This is a messenger RNA of Geodia barretti, 582 nucleotides long. The record is from the annotation of a GenBank genome assembly. NCBI's taxonomy places the organism in Eukaryota, Metazoa, Porifera, Demospongiae, Tetractinellida, Geodiidae.
UGCCCACAGUUAGCCAAUAAAAUGUUUAUGACAUGUACAUAAUUAUUUCUCCAUGCAGACUCAUCCAGGUCCCAAGCCCACUGUGGCAGUCACUCUAGCAAAACUGAAACAUUGUCCUCCUCUUGAGAAUGAAGUGUCUCCUCUGACGAAGGCAGUUCAUGUGACAGCUGCUCUGGUCCUCAGAAAACUGUGUCGAAUGGCUCCCUCCACUCACUGGUAUACAACACCUCUUCCCUGUUUUGUUUAUUCCUCUUUUAGUACAUUUAUCCUAACACCCACAUGUUCUAUAUACAUGUAUAAUCCCUCUCUUACUUCAUUACCCUCAUUCCCUCUCUUUCCUCUCUCCCAACAGUCAGAUAAGGAGACAUGAACACAGACUGAGUGAAGUGGCUCUGUCCGACAGAGAAGCUGCUCACGCCAUUACAGAGUGUCUCACCUAUUUAAACCUCCCUCCUUCUCCUCCGGCCCUCUGUCGCCGCUAACCCUCAUUAUAACACUGUCACACAUCAUCAGUUGACUGAAGACGCAUACAGCUCUCCCUAAUGAUUGUAUUAUUACAUUUCAUCAGUCUUCCAACCAGAG